Messenger RNA from Trichoderma virens Gv29-8, 1845 nucleotides. RefSeq lists its product as uncharacterized. The transcript is spliced from 7 exons. Bases 1 to 1845 code for a protein of 614 amino acids. The record is from RefSeq and is a predicted model, not a curated record. Lineage: Eukaryota; Fungi; Ascomycota; Sordariomycetes; Hypocreales; Hypocreaceae.
AUGGUGCCCAAAUCAUCCCAAGCACCUGCAGUGCGUGAAUUACGAGGAGAUGAAAAUCCUAUCCCGGCAACAGUCUCGUCCUGUGGAAACGAUGCCAGCGGCAUUGGAACCGUGCAAAGGAACAAUAGUCACAAUAUCAUAUGCAAUACCUUCUACCAUUGUCCUGAGUCUGGUAUGCGGGGUGCGGUGGGUUCCUCCACAGUUAGGUAUAAUCACAUUCCUCCCGUAUAUGAGGAUAAAACUUCGUUAUUUUAUUGGCCUCAGGAAUACGACAAGGUUCGGGACGUGUUGCAGUAUAUGCUUGCCAAUAUGACUAUCAUUAAUAAGUGCCUUGAGCCUUAUCACAAGAAUGAAGCUUUGAUGGGCCAUUGGCGAAGUGUAUCACGAAGACGGCAUGCAUUGAAAAUACUUUGCGACGAUGGGACAUUAUUAGAAAUUAUGAGGAUCUGUAAUUCUUUGAACUGGGACGACAAUAAAAAUAUCUCUAUUAAAAUGUACAAGUCAAAAGGCGGAAGUUCGCCAAGACAACGACAAAAUAGCAUGGCGCCGAAGUCCAAAUCUUCUCGCUCCAGGCGGCGGCGACGAAACAAGCGGCGACGAAACAAUAAGACGCCAAAAUUACAUGCCCCGUCCACCAAACGCUUAACAUGUGUGGGGACCAAGUUUGGCCCCUCCAUUUGCCCAAAAGACAUCAAAACCCUGAAGAACGAAUUACAUUUGCUCUACCAAAACACUAUGGGGUUACUCACUGUAUACCAAGAUCUUCACAAGCGCUCUAAGUUGCUUUCGGCCUUGACAUAUGCAAAAAACACACAUACUCUGUUAUACGAUCUUCUGUCCAGCCACUGCCUUCAGCAUAGUGCUCAUAUAAUUGAGUUUGAUCUAGAGGCAGGCCUCGAAGAAUAUAGCCACUGGGCAGACAUUAAAUUCCGACUUUCUAUCGGCAUAGGUUUUCCCAGAGAUGAAGUACGACUGGCCUUGAAGACCACGGAAGAAGACGUAUCGAUCCAGGGCCCCCCCAUAAAACAUCCUUCAGGUUGCCUGUUGAACCUUGAUCCGCGAAUGACUAAUCGUUCGCGACACGGAACCGUCAUCUGCCCAAUACAUCCCCACCAUGGAGCUGAGUUGAUUUGUAAUGGUCUCGUCACUGAAAAGAACGCGGCAUGCCUUCUGACCGAGAGAAACAUCAUUCUGCAAAAGAGGCAUCAUGUCCAGGAAGCAGAGAGCCUUCACCUUGCAAGACAAAUCGCUACAACUGUGGUUAAGUUCAGUUGUACGCCAUGGCUCAGCGCCUUCUGGGGCUGUGAUAAUGUAGUCUUCUACCUGGACCAACGAGGAGAACUUCCUUACCCAAAGCCUCAUUUCCGUAUCCGCCUCGAAAACGCUACAAAUCGCAAGUCCGAUGACUUUUGCAACUCAAAUACGGGAGAAACGCUUUUUUAUCUCGGCCUCGUCCUGUACCAACUGUGGAAAGACUUUCCUAAAGACGUACAGUCAACUAAAUACGAGCCUCCUCUUCAAGAGUUUGAUAGAGCUCGGAUCCCUCGCAUUAGGUGCUGUGUUAAUCGUCAAGUGAAAGAGUGGAUUAGGAAGAACAAAGUACCGAAUAAAUAUGCAAAGAUUAUUGGAUGGUGUCUAGAUGCACCAAAACGCUCAACUAAGGGGAUGAGCGAUUCAAAAAUACUAGCUGAGAUGUAUGAGAUGGUGGUCUGCGGCCUGGAGGAGGUGGAGAGAACAUACGACGGCCAUUGCUGGCACUGCUGCUAUUGGCUAGAUACAUGUACCUCUUCCAAGCCGCUGUACCUCGGGGCUACUGCCACGCAACCCGAACCACAAGUCCUUUAA